Messenger RNA from Daphnia magna, 1915 nucleotides. RefSeq lists its product as uncharacterized. Lineage: Eukaryota; Metazoa; Arthropoda; Branchiopoda; Diplostraca; Daphniidae. The record is from RefSeq and is a predicted model, not a curated record.
GAAGACUUGCGUCAUUCAAUUUCUUUUAUAAAGUUACUACGGCAUUGGGCUGCUUUUACUAGUAAAAAACAAAGCGACAUGACGUACCUAUUAACUUUGCUAAAGUUGUACGAGCCUAACCCGACCUACGCAUUACUACCUAGCACGGGAAAGGAAUUGAUGAAGAUUGACGGCAACGACUGGCCUACUUCGAGAAAUAAGCAAUUGAAAAACAAACUGCCUCCAGCCAUUUCAAUUGAUAGUGGAAAAUAUGUCCACUUUGGUGUAGAGAAUGCCAUAAAUGGUAUCUCUGUGGGACUGAUUAAUCGAGCCACAGAUCUUGUGAAGUUCUUCGACGUCUAUCAGAAAAAUUCAAAUCUGUUAUCAAAAAGCAUGCGUGCAAGAAUUGAAGCCCUUGACACAACAUUUCAAAUUGAGCAGGCAAAACUGGUCCUACGAGGUGAAUUUACUACACGCGAAGCUGAAAUAAAUGUGCCUCAUUACGAAAUGGAUAUGAAUAUUGAUGAAGCGAAGCUGAAUGAGGACAAACAAGCUGCUACUAUUACUCCUAUACUAGGGAAGCUAGUUUCUAUCAAAUCCUCAGCUUCAAGCGAUGAAGGUACCAAAAUCCUGUUAGACACCUCCGUUUUUGUGAUUGGGUUUUAUGUGGGCGUUGGGAAACCGGCCGACAUCAACAGUUUUCUUAGCAAUCUCAUUAGUGAAUUAAUUCUCUUGUCACCGACUCACUUAAAAGAUCCUACUGAUGUUAGUCCCUUUAAAGAAAUUAAUUGUCGUAUGGUAACUUGCUUUAUUAUUGAUCCGAUGCACACUGUAAUUGAGGGAGCUUUUGGGCGUCGACUCGAGGGUUUUGUGUUUGUGUCGGGGGAGGGUAAACUUAGCACCACUAAAAUUGCUGAAGCCGAUAAAAGAAUUAAGUUCUUUCACGCGUGUCGCCCAGAAGAAUUUGACAGAUAUAUUGGAAAGCUUUCAACUUGCAAAAGUUAUAAAGCCCACGUGAAGCGCAACAUAGUCUAUUAUCUGUUGUAUCCACUAUUUAAGGGGAUUCUUGAAGAUCACGAUCUUCAGCAUAUAAUGCUUUUACAAUAUGGAAUGUUACUUUUGAGUCCUUUCGAUAAAAAUCCAGUAUCUCAGUCAAAUUUGUUGGAAGCUAAAAAAGUUUUUGAACAAUACUCUGUUGGGCUUACGGAACUUGGCAUACCUUGUCGGUUUGUAAGCCAUCAAGUGACUCACGUGUGGGAGGACGUUAAAAAAUAUAAAUGCGGAACUGAGACCAUCAGCGCUUUCCCGUUUGAAAGUUUUCAACGAUUUUUUCGCAACUGUUUGCGUAGUGGUAAUCGCCAGGCCGAACAAAUUCGAAAUAGGUGUAUUGAAAAAAACAAAUACCAACUCCCUACUACGGAAUGUGGAACAAUACUAACCAAUCAAAUGCAACUCGCCAUUGCAAAUAAAAAAUUUAAUGUAAAUUCCAGAUUUCCCCUUGCUUUUUUACGAAAAGGAGAGCGAUGGCCUAAAAGACUUGUAUUUGCUGAUUUCGUCCUGACUAAUCUUUUCCCUAAUAAUGUGAUUCUUUCAAACGAUGAAAUGGUCUACGUCUGCAUUGAUAUUGUUGUUAAUCAAGGCGAUGUAUGUAUCAAAGCCAAAAAAUUUUUUACCCUUCGGAAUGCAUUCAUAACACCGUAUGUCUCUUCUAAAUUUCACAUUUCUGGGGGGAAAUUAAGUGACGAGACUUUUGAAUUGCGUCCAUCUCAAAUCUUUGCCAAAAUGAUGGCCCUUCCUAUAAAUCCCUUUCCCCCAAUAUCGUUUGAUAAUGAAGAACUUGAGUGGUACUUAGUCCCCCUUUUGCAUUCAUUAAAAAAGUAAUGUGAAUUUCAUUUUUGUGAAUGUAUAAUGCCAAGAAAUAGAAUUUUGCUUUCCA